AUGUGGGACAAAGCUUAUUCACCUCAUGAUUUUCGAAUGUUUUUCAGGUGGAAUAUCAACAGGGAUCAAUUGAAAGCUACGGUUGACGACUUGGUGAAGUUUUUGGAACAAGGCGGCAAGAAGCCUGGUACAAAUGUGUAUCAACAGGAGCGGCAAUUCGUUGGCAUAUCUCACAAAGUGAUUGACACAGCGUUGACGCACGAUUUUGAUAUGCUCGAACUACACGAAAAAAUCUGUUUUGUAUUUUUGACAUUUUACAAGGAAGGCAAUGAAGGCGAGUACUAUGGACCCUGUAUUUGCUUUGUGCAAUCGAGUGGAACGGGGAAGACAAAGAUUCUCUACAAAUUGUGCAAGCAUUACAAGAUGAAUGAAGAAGGGACAUCUAAGAGUGGUAAAGGGAAAUCUAAGAGUGGUACCAAUAUUGUGGGUCGGCUCAUUCUCUGCCGCAAUGCAAAAGGGGAAAGCGAUGAAAAUAAAAAGGAGAAGGACCUGUUUGACGCAUUCAUUGAUCUCCGAAACGGCAUAGACAGCAAUCAAUCCUUUCAACAAGUAGUUGACGGCGUAUUUAAAAAGCUGGACGACAUGAUUGCCUUGUUCAAUAUUGCUGAUGAGCCGACGGUAUUGGUUUUGUUUUUUGACAAAGCACACUACCUGCUUGAUGAGGGCAAUUAUACAAAGGAAAAGGAAAAGGAAAAGGAAAAGGGAAAUGGAAAGGGAAAGGGAAAGGAAACAAAAACGACAACAAUGGACGCAAUGCUCUUUUGUAUCGUUUGCCUAUGGAUUCGCAAGAAGCGGGGGAAUUUGCAAAUUGUUGCUGUAUUCACCGGGACUACUGCAAAAUUAACCAACUUCAUCACUGACGAUGACAUUACAAACAAGACGGACACCAAUACUUGUGAGUACACGUCACCCAAACUUGAAUUCUACAUGAGGGGUGAGAAAACGUCCUACACACCAUUUUACACUACCACUACAAUUGGGUGCCUCCGAUUUGUCAAAAUGGAUGAUUCAUCAUCAAAUAAGAGCGGAUACAGCGUCGCCGUUCCUUGCGGGCGGCCUCUUUUUGCUGCCAUGUCCGAACAAGAACUCAAAGCUGGCGAGUCAAUCAUUGUUCAACGUAUUGUUCAAGAUGCUUCACCAAGCUCAUUCAAAAAUACAGCAACAACCUGGCUCAGUGUGUUGGGCACACGAGUGCAGAUGAGACAAACGACAUUUGAUGCAGCUUCUGGUCUUGUGGGCCGUUCUUACGCCAACCUUGUUUCGGUUAGCCCUGCUACAGUCAACGGCAAUGACAAGCAAACUGCCAAAAUUUGUUUCCCACCAGAUCCUGUUUGUGCGCGGUUGGCAAUGUGUCUCAUGGAUGAUAGUUGGUCCAUGGCUCUUUCAAAAGACACGACUCUGAAUGGAAGACCAAAAGUAUGUGGUGAUGAUGGUGACGACGGUGACGACAUGAUGACUCAAAAUAACGAUUGCCAGGUCCAUUUCAGUGCAAUCCAAGUCUGUUGUAAUUAUGCCCGUGCGUAUGAUGACUCGUGGUCUUUAGUUCAGAAUGAAGUGUUCUUGGAAAACAUGUACAAAACGGGUGUGGGAUUUUAUGUGUUUGCAGGUUGCAGUGUCAUUGAUGUUGUAUUUGCAUUGCAAAUAUCAGUGGCAGCACCAAGAAAAGGCGGCGUCACCGCCACUAGCUCAUCCUCAUCAAAAAGGUACCAAUACGUUCCGAUGUUUGUGUCCAUCAAGUUGCAAUCCAGUUUCUGUCCAAAAUCUGCAAGCAUCCAAUGUGACAAGAUGAAAGCAAAACUUGAAGCGGUGAAAGGUGGUAGCGAGCUUGGUGCCCUUUGCCUCUUGGUGGUGUUUGGUUCAUCUGUCAAGUCAAAAGAUGGAGACUAUACUUUGAAACCAGAUUGCGUCAAGAAUCUUGAAGAGGGAAUGGCAGUAUCCAAAGUGCUGCGGAUACCAACCAAUGACGAAUUUGGAUUGACAGAAGCAUUCUGGGAGUUGACAGGAGUUCACGAUGAAAUGUCAGAAGUUCUUGCUUCUCACAGCUUUUUGGGUGCCCAUCGAGAAGCUGAUAGCGAGACCACCACGAAUAACUUUACAGGGCAAGUCUUGCGACUCCGCCCAAAAUUAAAGACAAAAAAAGCAGCAGAAACGCAAGGCAUUGUAAGGAAAACAGAUGAAGUGACUGGCUAUUUGGACAAGUUGCUUGCAGGUCUAGAUGACAUCGUUAGAGGACAACCAUCAGAUGGAGAGAAAGAGAAGCAAAAGAAACGAAAGGCAAAUAAAGAAAAGACAAACAAAAUACAACAGCCUCGCAUCUGA
This is a messenger RNA of Cylindrotheca closterium, 2319 nucleotides long. The record is from the annotation of a GenBank genome assembly. NCBI's taxonomy places the organism in Eukaryota, Bacillariophyta, Bacillariophyceae, Bacillariales, Bacillariaceae.